AUGGAAAGCUGGCACCUGGCAGUUCUGUCCUCCGGGGCCACGCCGCCCUCUACAAAAGCCACAAAAACAGGCGAGAGGAAGAAAAAGAAAAGGAAUGGAGGGAGCAACCGGUCGCCGCCGAAAAACGAUCAGGCCAGAGCCAGAGGCAACCACAAGAAGACCUGGAAGAGGAAUUGGGGGCUCAGGUGAGGUUGCCGAGGGAAAAGAUUACAUAACGGGAAAGGGUGGGGGCGGCGAUAUCAACAGUUGAAAAUACGGCCAACGCCAAAACGAAUUAAAACAGAAAGCCGAUGGGAGAUGGCACGACGUAUUGUUGCGCAGGCCAUUAAACACGGCCCGCGCGACAUUGUCUCCGAAAUGAGCGACAUCACCGGAAAAAGACACUAUUUGAAAAACGGUCCUUGUCCGCCAAAUUCUGGCGCACAACGUCACCUCGCCCCUCAAACCCUGCCUUCCUCUCCCUCGCAACUUUGGCACCGAAAAAGAGGGAGGCCGAGGCCGACGGUCGAUCUGAAUGACCUUCGGAGACUUCGAAUUCGCGCCUUUCUUUCCCACACCGACGGCACAAAGCGGGAAGGGAAACAGGACGGUGCCGCACUGUGCUCACAUAACUCUCAUUGAUCGAUGCGAAACAAAACCAACAAACAACACAAAGCCCCGAGGCGAUUGCGCAACGCUAAAUGACUAGGCGAGCGGAGGAAAAAAUCAAGCAGGAACUCAUUAGACGCCCACUGAUCUGAAGGAAGCCUCUCUGGCAUGAACAAUAUCGCUGCUUGCGGGCAAUUAGACUUAUGUCCUGAGGGGAUUGCGCUUAAGACAAAGGUUGAAUAACGUAGUAAUUUCCUUGCGCAUUGGCUAUUCAUUUGUCGGCAGGAAGAGGACGCCUGUUUUCAUCAUUGCGAUGGAGCAAAACUUGAAAACUUUCUCAAUGAAACGCAUCCAGCGAAUAAAGCGACUACAGAAAAACUGCCAAAAGGUGGGAAAGCCCGGAGACCGAGUACCGGACAAUACUUUUCCGAUUAUGCCCUUUCAAAAGCCGAGCGAUCACGUUUUUCUUUUUGUUUGCGAAUUAGUGGCCAUUUUGAUGGGGCCACUCUCGCCCCUUCUCGCGCAUUCAGAUUCGCGCCAUAAAAAAUCGAAAAAGAGUUGAAAUGUCAAUAGACUCCGGCAUCUAAGUGGACAAACAACCGUGACCCUAUUUAGGAUACUUACCCUCAGGCAAUGUUUGUCUGAUCUUAUUCUUUCAAAAGUCGUGAAAGAAAUUUCUGAGAAGUACACGAUUAACGGUCAUUAAUUUUGCUUUGGUUUAAUCAAAAAUAUUAUAAUCUUCCAAACCAAUAAUUUUCAGAUCAAUAAGGUAACCAAUGCCACAUUCCAAAGACAAACGCUAGGACUACAUUUAUCUCAAAAAAAUUAAUUUUCAAUUAACUCGUGAAACCCUCCAUGCUUGAAACGAGUUAUGAAAACUUUGAAAAAAGAGGCUAGUGAUGAUGAUCGAUGCCUGUAUUCGAAAAAUGUCUCUCAAACAGUAUUUCUGAUAUCAUUGGGCCACUCCUUACUUUUGUGUUUUCGUUAAAGUUUUGUCCAGUUUAAACUAGGAAGAGUGACCUUCUCAUCAGCUAGCCUCUUGAACCCCAUCUUGAGAGGACGGGAACCAAAUCCCGGUCACUCUGUUAUCACUCCAAACAAAUGUGGUUCUUGUUUCUGGUGUUGUUUCCGAUCAUCUCUUCUUCUUCCUAUUAUUUUACCAAACAGCCUCCAAAAAAGGCAAUUCCUUUAGUCUCUCAGAGCCAGCCACCUUGUUGUGCUGACAUGAUUGGUACUUUGGCGUGCCGAAGAUUGAGAAAAAACAAUUUUAUGUCAUUCCAAAGAAGAUGCCAAGACGAUGCCGAUUUUAGUCUCCUUCAAUGUUGCUCUACUUGUGGUCAAACACAGGUUGGAAAACGGCAUGAACAGUUCUUCAAAGAUGUAAGACAACAUUAGACGAUUGUAAACUGAUUCAGGGAGUUAAUUCAAGAGAUUGUUUUGAUCGUCAUGGCCGUCAUUUCUGUGAAGCUUUCAUCAUGAAAAGAGACAUCUGGUCCCCGGCGAAUUGGACCUGCUCCCAGCCCGAGAAUGCCCAUCUCGGAUUUCGAGUUUGCCGCAAGAGUUGUGGGUACUGCAGGAGAGAUUUAUACGCCGAUGAUCAACAGCCUGUCCCUAAAUCUCCUUUGCCAUUGAUGUGCGAAAAGCGGAUAAAUCGUUGGAAAUAAAACCUUUAAUGUUUUGUGUCCUCAGCAGUUUAAAGUGGUUACAGCGGAAUCCAAAAGGCUACUGCGAAAAGCUCUCAAAACAGUCAAAGUACUUAUUGCGGGGGUUUUUAUUGAAGAAUGACAUGUGCAGAGAGUUGUGGAUGUUGUUCCUAAUAGCUAAUUGUUCGGGCUCAGCCUGGCUUUUGCCUGGAGCAGGCCAAACCCAGAAAAUGCCUUGCUGCAAGGAGAGUAUCGGAGUAAAUGCUUGCCAGGAACUGAAAGUGCGACGUCCUUACGAAUUUCAAACCCGUUGCAGGACGGACGCCGACUUCGCCUUUCUGCAGUGUUGUAAGACUUGUCGGACAAAUGUCCCCGUAAGAGUGCAGGAUGAUAAUUAAGAUUAAACCUUUUUAAGGCCUUGGGACGGGAAUUGUUUGCUCAUGGGCCAAGUAGUCGGCAUUGUUUUGACAGACAUAAUCAUCGUUUCUGCACCCAGUUUGUGAGGAAAGUAAGUAUAAUAGUUUGAAGUUUUUGAAAAAGGAUUGGGUUUUAGAGUGGAAUGUGGGCCGGAUCGAAUAGUCAUCAUAGUGGAUGCAAUGGUGAGAGUUCUGCUCUUGCGUUUCGAGUUUGUCGACGGUCUUGUGGAUUCUGCAGACCCGAUUUAUAUAGGCAAGAUUCAGAAGAAGAGCGACGAUGUGUAAUCAUAAAAUCGGAGAGGCCUGAAUCAACUACAACUUUGGAACCAGCUUUCAGAAUAAUUGUAGAGCCGGACAAAUAA
This is a messenger RNA of Bursaphelenchus xylophilus (pine wood nematode), 3009 nucleotides long. The record is from the annotation of a GenBank genome assembly. Lineage: Eukaryota; Metazoa; Nematoda; Chromadorea; Rhabditida; Aphelenchoididae.